Messenger RNA from Jaculus jaculus (lesser Egyptian jerboa), 3362 nucleotides. RefSeq names its product FIC domain protein adenylyltransferase (gene Ficd). Lineage: Eukaryota; Metazoa; Chordata; Mammalia; Rodentia; Dipodidae. The record is from RefSeq and is a predicted model, not a curated record. Gene Ontology annotation, molecular function: protein binding. The coding region runs from base 146 to 1522 and encodes 458 amino acids. The transcript has 3 exons.
GAGACUGGCCGGUGAAGGACUACCCGGGAGCGGGAGCCGCGGGGUCUGCGAGCUCCUGGAGGGUCAAACGGCCGCGAGCGUUGCUUGCAGAUCCUUCUCUGCCUCCAUAGCAGGACAUGUGCUCAGUGCCUGGCCCAGAGUCCAGAUGACGCUCCUACGGAUGGUUUCCGUGAUGGCGGUGGCUGAACCGAAAUGGGUGUCGGUUUGGGGCCGAUUCCUGUGGGUGACCCUGUUGAGUAUGGCACUGGGGUCACUGCUGGCCCUGCUGCUGCCUCUGGGGGCCAUCGAAGAACAGUGUCUGACUGUGCUGAAAGGUUUCUACCUGCUCAGAAACAAACUGGACAGGGUGCAGCACACUGUCACCAAGUGUACCAGCUCAUCCACAGAGCUCAGUGUCACCUCCAAGGAUGCAGGACUACUUGUGAUCAGUACCAGGGCAUCGCCAGCGAACAAGCUGGAAGCUAAGGCAGCUCUGAACCAAGCCCUGGAGAUGAAGCGCCAGGGCAAGCGGGAGAAGGCCCACAAGCUCUUCCUGCACGCCCUCAAGAUGGAUCCGGCCUUUGUGGAUGCACUAACUGAGUUCGGCAUCUUCUCUGAAGAGGACAAGGACAUCAUCCAGGCAGAUUACCUAUACACCAGGGCGCUGACCAUCUCGCCCUUCCAUGAGAAAGCGCUGGUUAGCCGGGACCGGACACUCCCGCUGGUGGAGGAGAUCGACCAGCGCUACUUCAGCGUCAUCGACAGCAAAGUGAAGAAGGUCAUGUCCAUCCCCAAGGGCAGCUCAGCUCUGCGCAGGGUCAUGGAGGAGACCUACUACCAUCACAUCUACCACACUGUCGCCAUCGAGGGCAACACCCUCACCCUGUCCGAGAUCAGGCACAUCCUGGAGACCCGCUACGCCGUGCCGGGGAAGAGCCUGGAGGAGCAAAACGAGGUGAUCGGCCUGCAUGCCGCCAUGAAGUACAUCAACACCACCCUGGUCUCCCGCAUCGGGUCCGUCACCAUCGGCGACAUGCUGGAAAUCCACAGGCGGGUGCUGGGGUACGUGGACCCGGUGGAGGCCGGCAGGUUCCGGACGACCCAGGUCCUGGUGGGCCACCACAUCCCACCCCACCCCCGGGACGUGGAGAAGCAGAUGGAGGAGUUCACGCAGUGGCUGAACUCUGAGGACGCCAUGAGCCUGCACCCCGUGGAGUUCGCGGCCUUGGCCCACUACAAGCUGGUGUACAUCCACCCUUUCGUGGACGGCAACGGGAGGACCUCCCGCCUGCUGAUGAACCUCAUCCUGAUGCAGGCCGGCUACCCCCCCAUCACCAUCCGCAAGGAGCAGAGAUCCGAGUACUACCACGUGCUGGAAGUCGCCAACGAGGGGGACGUGCGUCCUUUCAUCCGCUUCAUUGCAAAGUGCACCGAGACCACGCUGGACACCCUGCUCUUUGCCACCACCGAGUACGCGGUGGCGUUGCCAGAAGCCCAGCCCAACCACUCUGGGUUCAAGGAGACCCUUCCUGUGAGGCCCUGACCCCGCCAGCCCCCCCUGCUGACGCGGGAAGCCUGGAGGACCGGCUCAGAGAGUUGGCAUUUCUUCAGACCCGAGUAUCUCCGACAGCAAAGAGAGACUGCUAGACAUUCUUUACCUCCAAGUUUUGUUUUUUUUUUUGUUUUUUUAGUUAAAAAGUGAGAAAAACUAAAUUAUUAAGCCUUGUCUCUAGGAUAAUUUAUAGUUAAGCCAGUUAUUAUUUAUUCUUUUGAGCAAGCUAGGAGUAUCCUUUGGUGUCCCUAUGGUGGUCACUCUGCAAGUGUUCAUCCCAGCAAUGCUCCUGUGUGACCAGAACCGAACCCACAUUCUGGACAGAAUUUGCACUAAGGUGAGGGAGAGAGGCCAGAGCAGUGGGACGGGGACGGGGCCACAGCUCUUUCUCUGAAAUGGCUUCAAGGCCCUGUAACCCGCCGUUCCGAGAAAUGGCCGUGAGCUGCGCCACCAGGAGACAGGUAGAGGCUUGUACUAGCUGAGCAGCCUUUUGAGUUUAGAAGCCAGCAGUGACAUUUCCAGAAGCUGUCUUUUCACACUGGGGCAGUGUUUCUUGCUGAGGAGGGGCAGCCAGCCUGGCUCUGGUCGGUGUGUCCCUGUUCCUCUGGCAUUUCAUUUGCAGCAAGCCAGGCCAGAAAUUUUAGUCUAAGAAGUUGCCAGGGUUUGUCAGCUCGCACCUCCCUCUCAAUCUCCUGAAGGGGAAAUGUUCACAUGCUUGAAAAGCUGUAGAGGUGCAGCAGUAACCUUGCAUGCACCGAGCCCUGGGACUCCUCCCCAGCACUGUGAAAAUGAACACACCUAAGAUGCUGGGCCACCCCGUUACAAGGAAUUCACCCGAACAUCCGUGACCGCAGCCAAGUUAUGUACCUUUUGUCCUGUGGCUUUAUCCACAUACUGCCCCCCCUCCCCCAUAAGCCAUGAUACUUCCCAGCAUCCCCUUGGGGAAGUGAGAGAUUGCCUCAGAGUGGCCUUAUUUUUCUAGCAACUUGCAAAGUGGUACAACAUCCUGUGAAAUACAGCCAGGUUUCCCAGUUGUCACCUUCAGGAAAUAGAAGAGACUUCUUUCAAUCAUUUAAGGUUCAAGUGCCAACCUGACUGCUGCUAUUUAGAGUAAGAAUGAGCUGGGCGUGGUGGCUCAUGCCUUUAAUCCCAGCACUCGGGAGGCAGAGGUGGGAGGACUGCCAUGAGUUCGAGGCCACCCUGAGAUUCCAUAGUGAAUUCCAGGUCAGCCUGGGCUACGGUGAGACCCUACCUCGAAAAACCAAAAAAAAAAAAAAAUUCAGAACGACUGGAAAUCACUGGGUUUUGUUCAAAGUGACAGAGCCACGGUGAUAUCCAACACUAUGUACGCGCACUUUGUCACUGUUUGAAUGACGGUGAGCUUACGCAAGGCAUCAAAUCUCCCAGAGUUAGGUGGUCCCUACUAGAUGCAGCAAGAGCGUCUGAAGUUACUAGUUGGAUUUUUCUGAGAAGUUAAGAAAAAUUAGCCGGGUGUAGUGGUGCACACCUUUAAUUUUAGCACUCGAGAAGCAGAGGUAGGAGGAUUACUGAGUUCAAGGCCAGCUGGAAACUACAUAGUGAAUUCCAGGUCAGUCUAGGCUAGAGUGAGAUCCUACCUUGGGGGGAAAAAAAAAAAAAGAUUAGUGAAAAGCUGCAAGGGUGACAUGUUUUCAUAGAGGCUCAGCCACGAGCACCUCUGUCUUGGAUUUACUCACCACGAAGCUGCACGCCGUGUCUUGCUCUGUCGUGUGGUGGGAAUUUGCACUUUAGAUAUAUGUGAAGGAUGUUAUUUAACAAAUUACUGGUUCUAAAUAAAGUAUUUUAUUACACA